This is a messenger RNA of Penicillium cinerascens, 2133 nucleotides long. RefSeq lists its product as uncharacterized. Lineage: Eukaryota; Fungi; Ascomycota; Eurotiomycetes; Eurotiales; Aspergillaceae. The transcript is spliced from 2 exons. The record is from RefSeq and is a predicted model, not a curated record. Bases 1 to 2133 code for a protein of 710 amino acids.
AUGGCAGAGCCAAUCGAAUUGGUUUCCGGCAUAGCAGCUUUAGCUACAUUCGCUUCCCAGUCCAGCAUGACACUUUACAAAACAGUCCAGAGUUUUCAAUUUCAUCCAAAACGUGUGCGUGACCUCACAGAGGAGCUUGAGUCUUUCAAUAAAGUACUUCGCCGGCUAGAAGAGACAGUCGGUGUCGCUACUGAUUUGGACCUUUCUGCCCUUGAACUUCCUCUGUGGCGAUGUGGAAAUGCCUGCACAGACUUCGAUGAAGUCAUUGCGAGAUGUGCAGCACGGUCUAGUGCUAGCCGAAUCAGCUUCCGAGACUGGUCUAAGCUGAGAUACAUGGACGAAGACAUCGACGGUUUCAGACGACUUCUAGCUGCAUAUAAGCUAACUGUCACUGUUGCCGUCACUGGUGCAAACCUCCACAAGCCCUCCGUCAAUUCCGAGAGCCUUGAAGGUUACAAAGACCUCAUUCAGAUUACUUCCAGCGACCUUGAGGAUCAUCUAGAGAGUAUCAAUGAAAAGCUUGAGAGCAUUCUCGAAAAGAAUGUGGAACGGUUCAGCACAGAUGAAACAGAACAUCGACUCAUGGAGGAGGAGCGAAUGAGCAUCCACAAGUGCCUCCAAAUUUGUGCUCAGUUGUCAGAACGUAUCUAUCAGAUCCAGCAUGUGCAGAUGGGUGAUGAUGGUGCUCUCUCCAAAUAUAAUGAUUCUGAGGAUGUACCAAAAAGAGUCACCAACAAGAGUUCGCAUGAACGCGCUAUCUCCGUGGAGAAACGUAUGGGCUUUGACGAGAUUGCUUGGGACAAAAGCGACUUGGCAUUUGCCGCUUGGAAGGAAAAGCUCUUCAAGGAAGAGGCUCUUCAAGAGAUUGGAGCUAUGAUCAUCAAGCACAGAGGAGGACCUGCAGAUGAACUUUUCUCUCCACAGAAAGGAGCUUUCAAUGUUAUACUCCGCAUGAAAUUCCUCGACGGUGGCUCGGCAAUCAUCCGAUUUCCAGGUCCUGGUUAUUCAGUAUUCCCAGAGGAGAAGGUUAGAAUGGAGGUCUCUAUGAUGGGAUUUAUCGAACAGCGCACAUCAAUCCGCGUUCCUCACGUUCUUUAUUAUGGAAUGACUGAGGAAAGUCCGGCUGGAUUGGGUCCAUUUAUUAUCAUGGAGUACAUAGAGCACGACUCUGAUCUUGUUGAUGCUCUGAAUAGCCCAGGUCUUUCAGAUGACGACCGACCUAUUCUAGACCCUGAUAUCACCGAUGAAAGACUCAGAUCGGUGUAUAGUCAAAUGGCAGAUAUCCUACUUCAGCUUGGGAGACAUUCUUUUAACAAGAUCGGCUGCAUAUCAUGCAACGAAGGCGAAGAUGAUGAUCAAUGGCUUGUCAGGGACCGUCCUUUGACCAUAAAUAUGAACGAGCUUGUCCAGCUGGGCGGUUUCCCUCCACACCUUCUACCUCAGGGUACAUUCAAAACUGCUUCUGCUUAUUUCCUGGCCCUUGCAGAACAGCACAUGGCACAUCUAUUCUCACAACGAAACAAUGCAAUUGGUUCCGAAGAAGAUUGCAAAAGGAAAUAUAUCGCACGAUGUUUGUUCCGAAAACUUGCGCGAGAGAAUCGACUUUGCCGUUAUGUCAAUGGCCCAUUUAAGCUCUUUUGCGACGACCUCAGGCCUGCGAAUAUCCUCGCAAGUUCUCAAUACGCCUACAGUGUUGUUGGAGCUAUCGAUUGGGAGUUUUCGUAUACUGCACCCGCAGAAUUUACGUAUAGUCCUCCGUCAUGGCUCUUACCGGAGCGUCCGGAGUAUUGGGAGCAAGGACUAGAUGACUGGACGCGAGUUUAUCGGCAACGCCUUCCAAUAUUCCUAGAGGAACUUCGACUGAAAGAGGACGCCGCCAUUCAGCGUGGAAUUAUUUUCGAGGAGGAUCGGCUUUCGCGACACAUGGAAGAAAGCUGGAAGACUGGUGAUUUCUGGGUUACAUAUGCAGCACGGAGAAGCUGGGCCUUUGACAUGAUAUACUGGGCGAAGAUCGACCGUCGAUUUUUCGGGACAGGUGAUCUAACGGAUCGACUGGGGCUAUUAAGUUCGGACGAAAGACGUGAGAUGGACGGAUUCGUGCAGAAGAAAAUGGCCGAGAAGGGGUGCUUUUGA